Messenger RNA from Bubalus bubalis (water buffalo), 2758 nucleotides. It is a transcript of the gene MAN1C1, whose product is annotated as mannosidase alpha class 1C member 1. The transcript has 12 exons. Gene Ontology annotation, biological process: N-glycan processing; carbohydrate metabolic process. Bases 220 to 2115 code for a protein of 631 amino acids. Gene Ontology annotation, molecular function: mannosyl-oligosaccharide 1,2-alpha-mannosidase activity; calcium ion binding. NCBI's taxonomy places the organism in Eukaryota, Metazoa, Chordata, Mammalia, Artiodactyla, Bovidae. Gene Ontology annotation, cellular component: endoplasmic reticulum; extracellular exosome; Golgi membrane. The record is from RefSeq and is a predicted model, not a curated record.
CCGCUCCCCCUGUCCCGGCGCGGGAGGACUCUCUCCAAACUCCCUAAACUCCGGGAACAAGCCCCCCGAAAGGGCGAAACUCUCAGGGACCCCCACCCCGGGCGGCGCGCCCUCGACGAACUCCGCUCGCCGAGCCCAGCUGCUGACAAGUGCCUGGACUCCAAAGAUCUCAGGAGCUCGGCCGGAGCUGAGCGUGCCCCAGGCCCGUGCCCGGUCAAGAUGCUCGUGAGGAAAGUGCCCGGCUUCGUCCCGGCUUCCCCGUGGGGGCUGCGGCUGCCGCAGAAGUUCGUCUUCCUCCUCUUCCUCUCCGGCCUGGUCACCCUGUGCUUCGGGGCCCUGUUCCUGCUGCCCAACUCCUCUCGCCUCAAGCGCCUCUUCCUGGCCCCUCGGACCCAGCAGCCCGGCCUGGAGGCGGUGGCCCAAGUCGCCAGCCACCCGAGGGCCCGCGGACAGGAGUCGCCUCCCAACCCGGCCCCCGCGGCUCCAGCCCCGGGCAAGGAUGACCCCGGCAGCCAAGCUAGUUCUCGGCGCAGAAAAGGGUGGCUGCGCCGCACGCACCCCACCGGACCCCGAGAGGAGGCCACGGCGGCCCGGGGCGGCGGCGCCACGGCCCUCAGACCCCAGGAGGGGAGCGUUCCCUCUGGCUUUGACUUCAAGGCAUUCCGGAGCCGCCUCCGCCACCCGGUCCUGGGGACUAGGGCCGACAGGAGUAAGGAGCCCCAGAGCCUAGUUCAUACCCAGCGGGAGAAAAUCAAGGAGAUGAUGCAGUUCGCCUGGCAGAGCUACAAGCGCUACGCGAUGGGGAAAAACGAGCUCCGGCCCCUCACCAGAGACGGCUACGAGGGGAACAUGUUCGGAGGCCUCAGCGGGGCCACGGUCAUCGACUCCCUCGACACCCUCUACCUCAUGGAGCUGAAGGAGGAGUUCCAGGAGGCCAAGGCCUGGGUCGAAGAGAGCUUCCACCUGAACGUGAGCGGAGAAGCGUCCUUGUUUGAAGUGAACAUCCGGUACAUCGGAGGACUCCUCUCAGCCUUCUACCUGACGGGAGAGGAGGUGUUCCGGAUAAAGGCCGUCAAGCUGGGAGAGAAACUCCUGCCAGCCUUCGACACCCCCACGGGAAUCCCAAAAGGCGUGGUGAACUUCAAAAGCGGCUCCAACAGGAGCUGGGGCUGGGCCAUGGCAGGGAGCAGCAGCAUCCUGGCGGAGUUUGGAUCCCUGCACUUGGAGUUCUUACACCUCACCCAGCUCUCUGGCAACCAGGUCUUCGCAGAAAAGGUCAGGAACAUCCGAAAGGUCCUUCGGGAAAUUGACAAGCCCUUCGGCCUCUACCCCAACUUCCUCAGCCCGGUGAGCGGGAAUUGGAUGCAACACCACGUCUCGGUUGGAGGACUCGGGGACAGUUUUUAUGAAUAUUUGAUCAAGUCCUGGCUGAUGUCGGCCAAGACAGAUACGGAAGCUAAAGAUAUGUACUACGAAGCCUUGGAGGCGAUAGAGACCCACUUGGUGAAUGUCUCUCCCGGGGGGCUGACCUACAUCGCCGAGUGGCGAGGGGGCAUCCUGGACCACAAGAUGGGGCACCUGGCCUGUUUCUCCGGGGGCAUGAUCGCCCUCGGCGCUGAGGAUGCCAAGGAAGAAAAGAGGGCCCACUACCGAGAGCUCGCAGCCCAGAUCACCAAGACGUGCCACGAGUCAUACGCCCGCUCAGAUACCAAACUGGGGCCCGAGGCCUUCUGGUUUAACUCGGGCAGAGAGGCUGUGGCCACGCAGACGAGCGAGAGCUACUACAUCCUGCGGCCGGAGGUGGUGGAGAGCUACAUGUACCUGUGGCGGCAGACCCACGACCCCAUCUACAGGGAGUGGGGCUGGGAAGCGGUGAUGGCCUUGGAGAAAUACUGUCGGACGGAAGCUGGGUUCUCCGGGAUCCAGGACGUAUACAGUAAGGUUCCCAACCACGACAACAAGCAGCAGACAUUCUUUCUGGCGGAGACUCUAAAGUAUCUCUAUCUUCUGUUCUCUGAAGAUGACAUGCUCUCCCUGGAAGACUGGGUGUUUAACACAGAGGCCCACCCGCUCCCUGUGAACCACUCGGACAGCUCCGGCCGGGGCGGGGGCUGACGCCCACCUGGAUCCCUGCCGCUCCCGGGUCGCCUCUUCUGGAUUUGGGGGUUGUUCUCAAACGGAUUGGGAACGUGGGCCCCUGCCCGGCAGACCCAGCCAAUGUGUCGGACGAGCAACUUCUUUUCCUCUAUGAGGAGACAGGACUUGGAGACGCAGAGAUGUCACAGCAGGCCCAGACAUUCCUUUCCACGGAGAAUUUCUGUGACGCCUGCUCUCUCGCCGUUCCAGGGCCAAAGCACCGGAGGUUUGCGCUGCAGCCCCGUGGAUUCGAUUUACUUCCUUUCGUUUAGGCGGUUUAUUGGGUUUUGCUUGAUUUUGCCUUUUCUCUACAGUUGUGUUUUAUCACAGAUUAUAAAUAUAGUUUCCAAAAUCAUGUGCUUUCAAAAAUGCUAUCAUCCUGAUAAACCAAACCUUAAAGUGUUUGCACUCACACACACACAAUCCUGACCCCAUUUUCUAUGUUUUGAAUUCCUUUUGCCCAACAUUUACUAUAUGUUCAAUUAUGUGUCAUUUACCUUAUGAUUUGAGGGAAGUUCCCCUUUGAUUUGGGCCAGUUAUGAAUCACUAGUGCUGUUUUCAUUACCGUAAUGGAAAAAUCUGUAAAGUUACAAUAAAAGAGUUUAUUGAAUAAGAAAUACAA